GCCCCCGGCCCCCAAACCCGCGGGGAUGUGCGGGCCGACUGGGGGAGGUGACUUGAUGUCAUCGUGAGCAGCUGGGCGGCGGGUGCCGGUGCGUACAGAGCCGGGGCUCCUGUGGUGCUGCGCGGGUCGGGUGCCACGACUUGAGGAGAGGUCUGCGCGCUGCCCCGGCCAGCCCAGAGCCCGUCGGGCGCCCGCGCCCCGACGCGGGGCUGAGUUGGGUGCACGCUCCGGCCCCCCCGGAGCCAGAGAGAGAACCCAGGAGCGCCGCCGCCCAGCGCCAGCGCCCUGAACCGGACCGCGGCUCGGGAGCCCUGAACAGCUGCUCCCUCCCCACCGGCAGCCCCUGGAGGGUCGGCGACCAAAGUCUGGGCAUCUGAGAAAGCCAGGGUGGGAACCCUAACUGGACUCUUCCGACCCUCAGGAAGGACCUGAGACCUGAGCCAUCCUCCUCUCUACCGUGCUUGCCCCCCAGGACUGGGCAGUUGCCAGAGGCCCUGGGGGGGGGGCCAGGACUGUGCUGUGCUCCUCCCCACCGCACAGGAUGGGCCCAAGUUAGUCAGCCCAGCCUCACGCAGCAUCCUGCAGGCCCAGAGGGAAGCUCAGGGGCUCUGAAGGCUUGGCCCACCGCCUGACCGCCAUGGAGACGAAGCUGCCCCCCGCGAGCACCCCCGGCAGCCCCUCGUCCCCAGGGCUGUCCCCGGUGCCCCCACCCGACAAGGUGGACGGCUUCUCCCGCCGUUCCCUCCGCAGGGCCCGGCCCCGGCGGUCCCACAGCUCCUCUCAAUUCCGCUAUCAGAGCAACCAGCAGGAACUCAUCCCACUGCCCCUGCUCAAAGAUGUGCCAGCCUCUGAGCUGCAUGAGCUGCUGAGCCGGAAGCUGGCCCAGUGUGGGGUGAUGUUUGACUUCUUGGACUGUGUGGCCGACCUGAAGGGGAAGGAGGUGAAGCGGGCGGCGCUCAAUGAGCUGGUGGAGUGUGUGGGGAGCACUCGGGGGGUCCUCAUUGAGCCUGUCUACCCAGACAUCAUCCGCAUGAUCUCAGUGAAUAUCUUCCGGACGCUGCCGCCCAGUGAGAACCCUGAAUUUGACCCUGAAGAGGAUGAGCCCAACCUUGAGCCUUCAUGGCCACAUCUUCAGCUGGUAUACGAGUUUUUCCUGCGUUUCUUGGAGAGCCCAGACUUCCAGCCCUCCGUGGCCAAGAGAUAUGUGGAUCAAAAGUUUGUCCUGAUGCUCCUGGAGCUAUUUGAUAGCGAGGACCCUCGGGAGCGUGAGUACCUCAAGACCAUCUUGCACAGGGUCUAUGGAAAGUUCCUGGGGCUCCGGGCCUACAUCCGCAAACAGUGCAGCCAUAUCUUCCUCCGGUUCAUCUAUGAACUUGAGCACUUCAAUGGCGUGGCUGAGCUGCUGGAGAUCUUAGGAAGCAUCAUCAACGGCUUUGCGCUGCCCCUGAAGACCGAGCACAAGCAGUUUCUGGUUCGAGUCCUGAUUCCCCUGCACUCUGUCAAGUCGCUGUCUGUCUUUCACGCCCAGCUGGCAUACUGUGUGGUACAGUUCCUGGAGAAGGAUGCCACUUUGACAGAGCAUGUGAUCCGGGGGCUGCUCAAAUACUGGCCAAAAACCUGCACCCAGAAGGAGGUGAUGUUUCUGGGGGAGAUGGAAGAGAUUCUGGAUGUCAUUGAGCCCUCCCAGUUCGUGAAGAUCCAGGAGCCCCUCUUCAAGCAGGUGGCUCGCUGUGUGUCCAGCCCCCAUUUCCAGGUUGCAGAGCGGGCUCUGUAUUUCUGGAACAAUGAGUAUAUCCUGAGCCUCAUUGAGGACAACUGCCAUACUGUGCUGCCUGCUGUGUUUGGGACCCUCUACCAAGUCUCCAAGGAGCACUGGAAUCAAACCAUUGUGUCUCUGAUCUACAAUGUGCUCAAGACCUUCAUGGAGAUGAAUGGGAAGCUGUUUGAUGAGCUCACAGCCUCCUACAAGCUGGAAAAGCAGCAGGAACAGCAGAAGGCCCAGGAACGUCAGGAGCUGUGGCAAGGCCUGGAGGAGCUACGGCUACGCCGGUUACAGGGGACCCAGGGGGCCAAAGAGGCCCCGCUCCAGCGGCUUACACCCCAGGUGGCCACCGGUGGAGGUCAGAGCUAAAGAUCCCCAGAAGGGGAGGAGCUAAACCCAGAGCUGUCAGUCCCUCCAUCCUCCCUCCUGCCCAGGGGUCCAGAGAGAUACACACCUACUCCUGGCCUUGCCAGAGGGGGCUCGGAGGGCUUCCUGCCUGGCCCAGCCUGGGCAGUUUCCACUGGGGGGAGAGGAGGAGAGAUGGGGGUCCGGGCAACAGAACUCUCAGGCCGUCCUGGCAGGACUUGACCAGGGCAAGCUUGACCAGGAAGCUGCCAUCAGGGAUCUGCCUCUGCCCCACAAAGCUGGGCUACAGACUGCAGGCAGGUUCCCACCCCCUGCUCCCAGCCUAGGGCAAGGGGACUCGGCCCCUCACCUGCCCCACCUUGUGCCAGCGGGAGGUCCUUCCUCACCCCACCAUGGGAUCCAUGGUCUGUUUAUUCUCCCCCAGCUCACCUGCAACACAGACAUUAUCCUGGGCCUGGGGCACCCUCCUUCCUUCCCUCCCCUCCCUUGCCCUGUACAUCCUUGUCCCCUUUUUAUUUAUUGGGCAGGGGGAGGGGUGAGGGCACAGGCAGAAGAUUCCCUGUGUCCUGGGGCAAGGGUGGGUGGUCACAGUAACCAUGGUCUGUUCCCCUUUCCCUGGCUGGGGGUAGAUUUAAUAAAGAGAGAAACUCA
Molecule: messenger RNA, 2779 nt
Organism: Lagenorhynchus albirostris (white-beaked dolphin)
Lineage: Eukaryota; Metazoa; Chordata; Mammalia; Artiodactyla; Delphinidae
Gene: PPP2R5B
Product: protein phosphatase 2 regulatory subunit B'beta
Exons: 14
Coding region: 638-2131 (497 amino acids)
Biological process (GO): protein dephosphorylation; signal transduction
Cellular component (GO): protein phosphatase type 2A complex; nucleus; cytosol
Molecular function (GO): protein phosphatase activator activity
Source: RefSeq, a predicted model, not a curated record